ACCGCAGCCAGAAAUUCCUCUGCUUUGUCAUUCCUUUUCACUCAUUCAUUGUUUGUCACGUCGAGUCAUACAAAGACUCUUCUGGUCAAUAAAAGGUCCAACUCAUCGUCACUCGUUUACAGAGAGGUAAGCUCUUUGCCCUUCUUUUCGCACACUUCACGAAGCUGCGGCGGUACAGUCAUGACUAACUCAGCUCGCAGAGGGCAAAAUCGCCGUGGCCACGCUCGGCAGCAUUCGCAACAUAACUUCGCCGAAUACCACGACGACGAGCAAGACUCUCACUGGUCUGAGCCCGUCGACGAGUAUUCCUUGACGACGUCCGCUUCACAUCUCGAUCCUAUUCCUCAACCUAGUCGAAAAAAUGUCAUUUCACGACGACCCGUCAAUCCGGUAAUAUCUACGGAGCCGCCUCCUUUCACGAACCACGACAGCGAGCCUCCUACCUCCCCGAUCAUCCCCUCUCCUUUGCGCAUCCGCAAACCCAAGACCGUCACGCCCGUCAUGGCAGCCCGCUCGGUGCGUCUACUAGUCGCGUCCAUCGGCAACCCUCCGCCUUAUCACACGACCCGACACUCUGCAGGCCAUCUCCUCCUCAAGACGAUCGCUGCCAACCUGAGUCUUCCGCCGCUCUCGAAGGGCAAGGCUCUCGGCUCAGGGAGCGUCAGUGUGGGAUUUGAUCGCGGCAGUCCAGAAUACACACUUUGGCAGAGCGCAGCCGUGAUGAACGUCUCUGGCGCACCAACGCUGAAAGCAUGGAAACAGUUCACCAAUAUACAUCCUGCUUCGGCAGACGUCGUCACCGCACUGGUUGUCCUACACGACGAACUCGAGUCGCCGAUCGGGACGAUCAAGCUACGCCGAGGUGAGACGAGUGCCAAGGGUCACAAUGGGAUUAAGAGUAUACAAUCGUCACUGAAGUCUGCUGGUCUGCUACCUGCGAUGGGCGAGCGGUUCAUAAAGAUUGGCAUUGGCAUUGGACGGCCUCAGUCCAGGGAGACGAAUGAUGUCUCGGCUUGGGUGCUCGGACAGUUGACGCAGAUGGAGAAAGGGAAGAUGGAGGCCGCGACGGAUAGUGUCAUCGCUGUGUUGAGGAGCGAGAUUUCGAGGCUGGAAAAUGCUUGAAUGCUGUCACGCGGGAUGGAUUUUUACAGAUAUGAUACCCCAUUUUGCAAUACCUGGAGAAGGAAUUUUUGGCGCUAUUUGCGACUGGAAGGUGGGGAGCAAGAUAUGCAAGCGCUGUAUGAUAUGGUCAAAUAAUAAGGAAUAUCCAUUCUAUCUUGCUUUUGAC
Messenger RNA from Exophiala viscosa, 1288 nucleotides. Its product is annotated as peptidyl-tRNA hydrolase-domain-containing protein. Lineage: Eukaryota; Fungi; Ascomycota; Eurotiomycetes; Chaetothyriales; Herpotrichiellaceae. Gene Ontology annotation, molecular function: peptidyl-tRNA hydrolase activity. The record is from RefSeq and is a predicted model, not a curated record. The coding region runs from base 181 to 1122 and encodes 313 amino acids. The transcript has a single exon.